This is a messenger RNA of Helianthus annuus (common sunflower), 363 nucleotides long. Its product is annotated as extensin-1-like. The transcript has a single exon. Bases 1 to 363 code for a protein of 120 amino acids. Lineage: Eukaryota; Viridiplantae; Streptophyta; Magnoliopsida; Asterales; Asteraceae. The record is from RefSeq and is a predicted model, not a curated record.
AUGUGGACGCCGACGUGGCAUAGUCCUUUGUUAUCUGACGAGGUGGUUGCUUAUGUGGCACCACCUUACCCCCACCACCACCAAUCGCCACCACCAUUAGCCACCACCACUACCACCAGCCACCACCAGCCACCUCCAGCCAUCGACCAUCACGAUCAGCCGCCACCACCAGCCACCUCCACAACCACCACCACCACCAUCAGCCGCCACCACCCACCUCCAUCGUCAUUAAUCAUCACCACCCACUACCAUCAACCACUACCACCCACCUCCACCGCCAUUAGCCAUCACCACCAACCUCCUCUGAUAUCUCUUUUCCGGCCAAACGAAGCAACAAGACCCCAAUCUGACUGUCACAAUUGA